AGCUUCCUGCUUGUGGCCACAUUCACAUCGCCAUCGCCGUCGAGUUGCUUCAUCUGCUGGUUCUGGAGCGCCGUCCAGGCCGUUGCAUGUGAGAUAAAGGCGUCGGGCCCUCGACCAUGUUGGUGCAUCCAGCCACGGCCCCUCCAAACACCAUCGCCUGCAGACUCUUACUCUUAGCUGGAUGAUUCCGUCGUCAAUGGUGCAGCCUGUGUAACCGCCCGCUCCGUCAUAAAACAUCCCAGCUGAAGAGAUCCAUCCUAUGCUUUGUAGGAGAGCGCCAUGCCGUCGUUACCAGCCUCCGUCGAUCUAGACGAGUGCAUCUCGCGCCUCUACAAAAAGGAACUCCUGGCCGAGUCCGUCAUCGAGGCAGUAUGUGCCAAGACAAAGGAGCUUCUCAUGCGCGAGAGCAACGUCGUCCACGUCAAGGCGCCAAUCACCGUUGUCGGCGACAUCCACGGUCAGUUUUACGACCUCAUCGAGAUCUUCCGAAUCGGCGGCUACUGCCCUGACACCAACUACCUUUUCCUAGGCGACUACGUUGAUCGUGGCAUGUUCAGCGUCGAGACGAUAUCGCUACUCGUGUGCUUGAAGCUCCGAUACCCCGAACGCGUGCACUUGAUCCGCGGCAACCACGAGUCGCGCGGCGUUACGCAGUCGUACGGAUUCUACACCGAGUGCUCCCGGAAAUAUGGCAACGCCAACGUGUGGCAUUACUUUACAGACAUGUUUGACUUUUUGACCCUGAGUGUCGUCAUCGACAACCAGAUCUUCUGCGUCCACGGAGGCCUCUCGCCCUCCAUCCACUCCAUCGACCAAAUCAAAAUCAUAGAUCGCUUUAGGGAAAUCCCCCACGAGGGGCCCAUGGCUGAUCUCGUGUGGUCCGAUCCGGAUCCCGACCGAGACGAAUUCUCGCUCUCGCCGCGCGGCGCGGGCUAUACGUUUGGCGCGCAGGUCGUCAAGAAGUUCUUGGCCGUCAACAACAUGUCACAUAUCCUCCGGGCCCACCAGCUCUGCCAAGAGGGCUUCCAGGUGCUCUACGACGACCGACUGAGUACUGUGUGGAGCGCGCCGAAUUAUUGCUACCGAUGCGGCAACAUGGCCAGUGUCCUCGAAGUCAAUACGCAAGGCGAGAGAUUCUUCAACGUGUUUGCCGCGGCGCCGGAGAACGACCAGCACAAGGAUAUGCAGCAGGGGCUGGAGAAGACGGCGGAUGGAAAUUCGCUGCCAGAUUACUUCUUAUAACAGAAAGAGAAAGACCUGCCGGAGUUGGAUCAUACUGAAAUCAUCAUAAACAUGUAUCAAUCAAUGUACCUUGCAAACAGUUGUGCAGAGCUUUGUCAUGAUAUAGAAUUGCGGGCUAUGCUAGAACACAAAGGCAGAUGUUGCA
Molecule: messenger RNA, 1387 nt
Organism: Trichoderma virens Gv29-8
Lineage: Eukaryota; Fungi; Ascomycota; Sordariomycetes; Hypocreales; Hypocreaceae
Exons: 4
Coding region: 280-1242 (320 amino acids)
Biological process (GO): peptidyl-serine dephosphorylation
Cellular component (GO): FAR/SIP/STRIPAK complex
Molecular function (GO): protein serine/threonine phosphatase activity
Source: RefSeq, a predicted model, not a curated record